CGUCACAGCCCGCUCUUUCCAAUUUUGAAACAAAAUUUUUGGAAGUGGGUGAAAGUUGUUUUGUUUCUCUUAUCGGAUACUUUUUGUAGACAAGUAUGGUGGGACGGAAGAGACAGACAAAUAGCAAAAGCACGUCGAAUGAUUCUUCCAAUGUAGACGCACAACAAACAAAUUUAUCUACCAGUAAAGAAAACUUGCCUCCAGAGACUCAAAUAGAUAAGAAGGAAGAGUUUCGAAAUAAAAUCAACUCAAUCCUCGACGAAUUCGAGUUGGAAUUUCAAGCAAAGAUACGCGGGUUGCAAGAGUUGGCAGAAGCACACGCAGUGACUCUACAGAAUUGUAUGGCUGUUCAACUCGUGAAGAUACCUAAGAAAGUCCGUGAGAUGUCACUGGCGGACUUUCGUCAACAAUAUCGAGAAGAUGUAUCGACAUUCCUAAUGACAGAAAUCAAAACGGGUAUUAAAAGACAGCUAAGAAGCGGAGUGAAAAAGAGAAAAACCAAGAAUGAACCUGAAUCCUCAAUCAAAGAUACUGAAAAUAAAAGAAGAAAGCCUCCCCUUCCUCCAACUGCUACAAGGCCUUCUGUACAGUCACUUACAACAGAUCGACAUGAAACAGACGAUAUAAAUAUAUGGGCAUCUACACCAGCAUCUGCCGUGAUGAGAAGGAGGAGAAAGUUAGUAGCAAAUAUAGUAACAACCGAAACUGAAAGGGUCAAUGAAGAGACAAAGCAGCGACUACAAAAUGCAACUCCCAGAAAUAUCCAAACAAAAGGGAAAAAGAACUUACAAAGUGAACAAAAAGGAACCAAAGAAUCAGAACCUGAGCAUAAGAGCAUUUCGAAACUUUUGCAAGAAAUGAGAGCAUCACAUAUGACGCCUGCACAAACUACAACGAAUCGAGUAAGUGACGGACUGGAGACCUAUUCCGAACUAGAUAUUCCACUACAAAUCCAGUUACGAAGUGGAGCCAAGAUUGACUUGUCUACUCCUCAAACUUUGCAUAAAAUAAGUGGGACCAGUAAGGAAGAAGCCAAAUUGAAGCUUAGUAUGUUGCAAGAGCGAAUAAUGGAGUGCUUAAGAGAAUUAGACCAAGACAACAACGAAUAACUCAUAUAAAAAUAUACAAAACAAU
Messenger RNA from Galdieria sulphuraria, 1134 nucleotides. RefSeq lists its product as uncharacterized. The coding region runs from base 96 to 1109 and encodes 337 amino acids. NCBI's taxonomy places the organism in Eukaryota, Rhodophyta, Bangiophyceae, Galdieriales, Galdieriaceae. The record is from RefSeq and is a predicted model, not a curated record. The transcript has a single exon.